This is a messenger RNA of Heterobasidion irregulare TC 32-1, 1149 nucleotides long. RefSeq lists its product as uncharacterized. The record is from RefSeq and is a predicted model, not a curated record. The transcript is spliced from 3 exons. Bases 1 to 1149 code for a protein of 382 amino acids. NCBI's taxonomy places the organism in Eukaryota, Fungi, Basidiomycota, Agaricomycetes, Russulales, Bondarzewiaceae. Gene Ontology annotation, biological process: regulation of alternative mRNA splicing, via spliceosome.
AUGAAGCUCUCGUUUUCUCUCGCCAACAAGUCCAAGGAGAAGCCAGUUGGCGUUGCGCCUUCUCUUAAACGCUCCGCUGCUUUUGCAUCCAUUGACGAUGAUGCCACUGAAGAUGCCCCACACACGACCAGCAGUACCUCUAAGGGGGUUACAAAUCGACGACUGAUAGCUCAAAAUGUCGAAAUGUCAAAAACCGCGAAGAAGCGCAUGGAGGCGGAGAAGCAAGUGGAUUCUACUGUGUUCGAAUACGAUGAAGUAUGGGACCAUAUGCAGGAGUCAAAGCUUCGACAGAAGGAGGUCAAAGAGCAAGAAUCGAAGGAGAGGAAGCCUAAAUAUAUCAGCAACUUGCUUAACUCUGCGGAAACUAGACGCCUUGAUCAUCUACGAGCUGAAGAGAAGAUGAUUCAACGUGAACGAGAGGCGGAGGGUGAUGAAUUCAUGGAUAAAGAGGCAUUCGUUACACAGGCUUACAAGGAUCAGAUGGCUGAGGUUAGACGAGCAGAGGAGGAGGAGAAGCAACGCGAAGGCAUGCCAUUGGAGAAGAAGAAAGGCUCAUCUUCAGGGAUGGCACAUUUCUAUCGCAAGAUGCUUGAGGAAUCGGAACAAAAGCAUGAGGAGACAGUCGCUGCCACCCUUCAGGCGCAGAAGAAGAAGAUUCAGGGUCCACAGGGCCCUGCUCCAAACCUCACCAUUACAAAGCCUAUUAACUUCAUUCCACAAUCAGACCUGGAGCUCGCGCGCCUUGCCAAGGCCCAAGGGAAGGACGUGGAGCUCAACGAUGAUAACCAGAUUGUGGAUAAGCGCGACCUUCUUUCCGCCGGUCUCAACUUAUCUGCUCCCAACACGCGACUACUGGGAUUGCGGACAUCAGUCAAAAAGGUCGAUACCGAGAAGGUCGAGGUCCACCGAGCUGCUGGGACAGCUGCCAGUAGACAGGAGAUCAAUCAACGCCGGAAAAAGGAAAUAUUUGCCCAGAUGGAGGAUGAGCAACAUCGUAUCCUGAAGGAGAAACAGCAGCGAGAGGAGGAAGCUGCGGCGCGGCUCAUAGCCAGGCGUAACGAUGACGAGGCAAUUCAAAGCGCUGUCGAGCGGUACCGACAACGAAAACGUCAGAAAUUAGAGCAGGCGGCAUCUGAAGGUGUCUCGUAG